AUGGCGCCCAAAACCGUCUUGGUCACCGGGGCCAACGGCUUCAUCGGCUCUGCUGCAUGCCGAGCCUUUUCUUUGGCAGGAUGGACGACGUACGGGCUGAUCCGCAGCGAGCGGAGUGCGGCCGACCUGAUCAGGGAGGAAGUGACCCCAAUCAUCGGCAGCCCGGCCGACCCGUCCACUUUCAUCUCGACACUGCCGGCGAUCGACGUGAUCGCGACAUGUUCCGAAGACCUCGUCCACUACCAGGCUCACUUCAACGACGUGCUGGCCCUGAUCAAGCAGGUCAGUGCGCGUUCCAAGGCCCAGGGGGCCGGCAAACCUCUAGUCAUCUUCACCAGCGGGUGCAAAGACUACGGCACGACGUUGCGCCACGGUGAAGCCGGGCUGGCCCCGCACACGGAAGAAAGCCCUCUCAGGCCGCCGCCCAUCCUGGUGCCGCGCUGCGAGUCGGGCGUCCACAUCCUGACCGCGUACACGGACGAAUUCGACUGUGUCGUCACGCGGCCAACCACGCUCUACGGCCGUUCUAGCAGCUUCUACUCACAGCUGUUCCAAGUGCUGGACCAAGCCAAGACGCAACCCGACGGGACGAGGGUCGUGACCAUCCCUUCCACGCCCACGUCCAUCUUGCACGGCACCCAUAUCGACGACGUGGGCGCCGCGUACGUGGCACUGGCGACGGCGCCCCGCCACAUCGUGGCAGGCCAGGCCUACAACAUCUCCGCCCACCGCUACGAGACGCUGGCCGAGAUCGUGGCCGUGGUGGAACGGGUCGAGGGCGUCAAAGUGUCGUACGGGGACGCCGCGUCCGGGUCGAACACUACAUUUCUCAAGGCCUUUUUCGACUUCCCGCAGUGGGUCGGCUCCGACAAGCUGCGCCGAGACACGGGCUGGUCCGACAAAAAGUCCUUGUUCCACGAGGGGUAUCAAGUCUACCGAAACACAUAUCGCCUCGCCGCGGAGGAGAAGUCGGAACAGUUUGUGAGAGCGUCGAAAAUAGCGGUUGCUGCCGACGUCAAUGAGGCAAACAAGUGGAGCGUAUAG
Capronia epimyces CBS 606.96 is the source of this 1044-nucleotide messenger RNA. RefSeq lists its product as uncharacterized. The record is from RefSeq and is a predicted model, not a curated record. NCBI's taxonomy places the organism in Eukaryota, Fungi, Ascomycota, Eurotiomycetes, Chaetothyriales, Herpotrichiellaceae. The coding region runs from base 1 to 1044 and encodes 347 amino acids. The transcript has a single exon.